CCUGGUCCACGUCGAGAAUAUUGUUUUGUUUUGUUUUUUCCCCCCUUUCCCUCUCCUAAUUUUGUUGUUAUCAGCAAUGACAUUGAUUUAUUUGUCCCGAUUCGACACUGCGCUCACUUGUUUGUCCGCUCAGCCUAAGAGAUAGCUCGGCGGCCGAGGAGGAGGUUUUUGACGUUGGGACGUCGUUUUAAACGCACUCAAAAUGUCCUGGUUUGCCGAGAUUGCCGGCAAAGCCGAAAACUUUCUGAAUCAAGUCGAUCAGGGAGCUGCCACCGCCUUGAGCAAGAGUCAGGCCAAAGCGUCGUUCCUGGGUUCCUACUACGAUGGAGAUGGCGCGACGGUCCCGCCUGAAUACGAGGCAGAGACCGGCGCUCCUUCUCACCAUAUUCCAAGCUUUAUCUCCUCAGCGGCAGGCAACAUCAAGAAGUCUGCACCUCCUCCUGUGCCCACUUCUGCGCACAAGCAAGCGUCGGGCAGAACUUCCAAGGCUCCCCCCUCCGCCUCUUCAACUUCCUCUUCUGGCUUCGUGAAGAGCAAAAAGAGCGCUCACGAUGUGGACGACGAUAUGCUCUUUGACUUUUUGAACAGCUCGGAUCCGCCAGUCAGUGCUCGCCGUGAUCCCAGGAGGGAUGCUAGCGUCAAAGUGGCGGUUGCAGAGGCUAAAAAGCUAUCUUCGACUCCUCCUACCGCUGACUCGUCGCUCCCGUCCACUCCGCCCUUGACGGGCGGCAUGUCCCGGGCGUCCAGCCUCGGCUCUCUGUCUACUCACAGCGUUAAACCGUCAGAGGAGAGCUCCAUGAAAGAUCAAACCCAAGCCAGUCCAGACUCAGCUGAGACUUGCAACGCGGACUUGGCUGACCCUCAGGAGUCCAGCCGACCGGAGUCAUGUGGUCCCCCGGAGGAGUCGCAGGCUCAGGUUCUGUCCAGCCUGCGUCUGGAGAACCAACUCCUGCGUAAUGAGGUGGCCUCACUCAACCAGGAGAUGGCCACGGUCAUCCAGAGAUCAAAGGACAUGCAAGAAGAACUGAGCCAGGCCCGACUGCGCGCCGACAAACGCAACGCCGAGAAUUCUCAGAGCGACCGCGCGCUGCGGGGCCUGCGCUCGCAGGUGGACGACCUGAACGAGGCCCUGUCCGCCAAGGACGGACAGCUCGCCGUGCUCAAGGUCCGACUGGAUGAGGCCGACCAACUGCUGAGGAGCCGCAACGUGGCGCUAGAGGAGGCGCAGAAAGAAAAGUCCAGGAUCUUGGAGGACCACACAGAAGGUAGCAGCAUGCACUCCCAAGCUCUGGAGAGCAUGCACGAAAGGUUGCGAGAGGCCGAGAAGGCCGUCAGGAGGGAAGAGGACAACUUUCGACAAAUGCAGAGCGAAUACGCCGGCCGCCAGUCGAGGCUGGAGUGCGAGCGGCAGAGCCUGGCCGAGGCGUUGAGUGUGGCGGAGAAACGUGCCUUUGAGGAGAAGCUCCGCGCGGACAACCUCCAGCAGCAGCUACGGAGCGCCAAGGCCGCCGCUGAGGCCGUCAAGGACGAGCUGCAGGACUACAAGAACAAGGCCUCGCGCAUCCUGCAAUCCAAAGAGAAGCUGAUCAGCAGCCUGAAGGAGGGAUCCGGUUUGGACACGCUGGACGGCAGCGGCGCGGCGGCUCUGGAGAUGGAGGAGCUGCGGCACGAGAAGGAGCUGCAGAGGGAGGAGAUCCAGAAGCUGCAGGGCCAAGUGCACUCGCUCCGAACUGAAUUACAAGAUUCGGAGACCCAGUCCCUCGCCGAGGCGGAAACAUGGCGGCAGCAGACGGCGCAGUUCGAGGAACAGCAGGCGGCGCUGAACCGCGUCAAACUGGAGCUGGAAGCCGAAGUGGAGCGGCACAAGCAGGAGUUGCAGUAUGUGGAGGAAGAGCAGAACCGCGCCAAAAGCGCCCUGCAGAGCCGAGUCAAAGACAGAGAAGAUGAAAUUCAGAAACUCAGGAAUCAGUUGACCAACAAAACGCUGAGCAGCAGCAGCCAAACGGAGUUGGAGAACCGCCUGCACCAGCUGACCGAGACGCUGAUCCAGAAGCAGACCGUGCUGGAGGCGCUGGGCACGGAGAAAACCUCGCUCGUCUUCCAGCUGGAGCGACUGGAGCAGCAGCUGAAGAGCACCCAGGGGGGACCGAGCACGGGAGGACCCGCCAUCAACAUGAGCGGCGUGGAGGGGCUGGGGGCCAGACACAGGAACAUUCCAGUGCUUUUCAGUAAUGAAGAGAGUCCUGGUAUGUACGGGAAAGUGCAAAAGGCAGCCAGCACCAUUGACCGCUUCAGCAUCAGACUGGGGAUCUUCUUGAGACGCUAUCCCAUGGCCAGGGUUUUUGUCAUUUUGUACAUGGCAAUACUGCAUCUGUGGGUGAUGAUUGUGCUCCUGACCUACUCUCCCGAAAUGCACCACGCCCGGCCUGAUGGAAGCUAGGUGAAACUGUCACUUCCUGCGGACCUGCAGGGGUUUUGGGUUCUGAUUUUUUUUUUUUUUUUUUUUUCCCGUUUGUUUUGCACAUACGGGCACUUGCUGAUUGAUUCAUUCUCCCAAUACCCAACUGACAACGGCAUUAUGUUUUAUACAAAACGGCCGCGUGCUAGUCGAUUCCUGUCUCAUGAACGGUAAAUGGGAUCAAGGCUAAGUCGUCGCGCUUCUUCCGACGCUGCUUUCAAAGUCUUUCGCGGUUGUAUUUAUCGAUGUAAAAAGAUUAUUUUAAUAAAUGACUUAAAGAUGAAAGAGUU
This is a messenger RNA of Syngnathoides biaculeatus (alligator pipefish), 2748 nucleotides long. RefSeq names its product golgin A5 (gene golga5). Bases 203 to 2440 code for a protein of 745 amino acids. Gene Ontology annotation, biological process: retrograde transport, vesicle recycling within Golgi; Golgi organization. The transcript is spliced from 13 exons. Lineage: Eukaryota; Metazoa; Chordata; Actinopteri; Syngnathiformes; Syngnathidae. Gene Ontology annotation, cellular component: Golgi cisterna; Golgi membrane. The record is from RefSeq and is a predicted model, not a curated record.